AGCUGUAUCUGCUUCCCACCACUGUUGUGUUGAGUGUUGACUUCUUGCGACCGAAGGGAAAUAAGUCGUUCAGAUUCAGCUCAAACAACCACAAAACAAUAAUUGUCCCCACGCAGCUCACACGUCAAAGGGAAAAGAGCCAGUCACGCCAUCAGUCAAUGGGAAAGAGGUGAAAAUGUUUAGCUUCGAGGGCGAAUUCAAGACGAGACCCAAGGUAUCACUCGGAGGAGCAAGUAAAAAGGAAGCGAAAGCAUCCCUGCUGCAUCGCACUCAAGAAGAAAGAAGAAAAAGAGAGGAUGAGAGAAAGCGACUGAAGAGCGCCAUCAUCAUUCAGUCCUAUGUACGCGGCUACCAUGAUUUGAAACGACAGUAUGCAAUACAGAGGGCCACUUUUGACGAGUGCGCCAACCAGACGCCGCACAUUUUGGAAGCGCCCACCCUCAGUCUGUUGUCGCGGCGGCUCAUCUUUUUCUAUAGACAGAGCGUGGAUGCAAAUAGAUUGAUAUGGCUGUGCCAGAACCUGGUGAAACACAACGCUCACUUUGUUAAAUUUCUGGUGGGUCCGCACAGGCAGACGUGUAUGUUUCAAAUCAAGAGGAUCCUGGGGUUUUGCUGCAGACUCCUUCAGAACUGCGGCGACGACAGCUUAAACGUGGCCGUUCCCAUGCGGAUGUUAGAAAUCUUCUCCUCAGAGGGAGUCUACUUGCCCGUGUUGGCCGACGCCAGCCACGUGGCGUCAACAGUCGAGCAGAUUUUGCACUAUAUGGUCCAGAAAGGAUACUACAGGUCACUGUACGUUUUGGUGAAUCACCGCCUCCCUCCCAGUCUGGAGUUCACCAACUCUCCUUCCAUUCCCUUGGCAAGCACACUAUUGGAGCACAUCCUCAAACCUUUGCACUUUAGCUACUCCUCCUGCAUAGCGGGCGCCAGGCAUUUUGUCUUCUCCGCCUUCACCCAAGAGUUCAUUUCGGCGCCCUUUACGGAGCAGAUCUUUCACUUCUUCAUCCCGGCCUUGUCAGACACACGGCUGGCCUUCCCCUUCGAGGCCUUUCUAAGCUCCCUCCAGGACACCGUCAGCUCUUCCCCUGUCGCUCGGAACUGCGCACCCUGGAUAUUUUACUUUGUCCUUUCCGCAGGAGAGAACUGCUUAGGUUCACUAUCAGAGGAAGGCCUGCUGCUUUAUCUAAGUGCUCUGCAGACGCUGCUGCCUCUUUUACCCGUAACUGAGAGCUGCAGCCGGCCCGAGGUAGGCAGCGAUUCGGAGGACGAAGACGACGCCGUCGUGCACCUGCCGCCCAUGAAGGAUGACAGUCACAUCUCCCUGCAGCUGAUCACCGACGAAUGCGUGCGCAAGCUGGACACCAAACAGCAGACCAACACGCUGCUCAACCUGGUGUGGAGGGACUCGGCGAGCGAGGAGGUGUUCACCAUGAUGGCGUCCAUCUGUCACACGCUCAUGGUGCAGCAUCGGCUUCUGGUUCCCAAAGUCAGACUUCUGUACAGUUUAGCCUUCAACGCACGUUUCCUGCGGCAUCUCUGGCACCUGAUCACCUCCGUGACGACCAAAAUGAUUACCGGCUCCAUGGUUCCGCUGCUGCAGCUGAUCUCGAGAGGCUCGCCCAUGUCCUACGAAGACUCCAACCGCAUCAUUCCGCUCUUCUACCUCUUCAGUUCCCUCUUCAGUCACUCGCUCAUCUCCGUGCACGACAGUGAGUUUUUUGGACACGAAAUGGAAGGUCAGAGGCAAUCGUCCAUGAUGCCUUUUACCCUUUUGGAGCUGGUAACUCUCUCCCGCUGCCUGAGGGACGCGUGCCUCGGCAUCAUCAAGCUGGCCUACCCCGAGACCAAGACGGAACACCGCGAGGAGUACAUGGCGGCCUUCCGCAGCGUCGGCGUCAAGACCAACACGGAGGUGCAGCAGCGCAUCCAGGCCGAGCAGAAACACUGGGUGCAGCUCUUUAAGGUCAUCACUAACUUGGUGAAGAUGUUGAAAGCUCGCGACAUCCGACGACCUUUCUGCCCAUCAGGUCACUGGCUCUCUCAGGAGGUCAACAUCCGAGCUGACAAGGUCACUCAACUCUACGUGCCGUCUGCCCGACACGUGUGGAGAACGAGAAGGAUGGGCCGCAUCGGACCCCUUCAAUCAACACUGGAUGUGGGCUCUGAGCCGCCACAGCUGUCCGUGUCGGAGGAAAGACAUCUGGCCAUCCUCACCGAGCUCCCUUUUGUUGUUCCCUUUGAGGAGCGCGUCAAGAUUUUCCAGAGGUUAAUCUACGCCGACAAGCGAGACGUACAGGGGGACGGGCCCUUCUCCAACGGCAUUGUCGUCACCAUCCGACGUAACUACAUCUACGAAGACGCCUACGACAAACUCUCGCCGGAAAACGAGCCAGACUUGAAGAAAAGAAUCCGGGUGCACCUGCUGAACGCCCACGGUCUGGAUGAGGCGGGUAUCGACGGCGGCGGGAUCUUCCGCGAGUUCCUCAACGAGCUCCUGAAGUCCGGGUUCAACCCAAACCAGGGGGUCUUCAAGACCACCAACGAGGGCCUGCUGUAUCCCAACCCCGCCGCCGAGACACUGGUGGGGGAGUCCUUUACGCGACACUACUACUUUCUCGGCAGGAUCCUGGGGAAGGCUCUGUAUGAAAACAUGCUGGUGGAGUUGCCCUUUGCCAGUUUCUUCCUGUCCAAGCUGCUGGGCACCAGCGCUGAUGUGGACAUCCACCACUUGGCCUCUUUGGACCCGGAGAUGUACCGGAAUCUUCUUUUCCUCAAGAGCUAUGAGGGCGACGUGGAGGAGCUGGGUCUCAACUUCACCGUGGUCAACAACGAUUUGGGAGAGGCUCAGGUGGUGGAGCUAAAGCUAGGCGGGAAGGACAUUCCCGUCACCACGGCCAACCGCAUCGCGUACAUCCACCUGGUGGCCGACUACCGGCUCAACAAGCAGAUCCGACCGCACUGCCUGGCCUUCAGGCAGGGCCUGGCCAACGUGGUCAACUUGGAGUGGCUGCGCAUGUUCGACCAACAGGAGAUCCAGGUGCUGAUAUCUGGUGCCCAUGUGCCAAUUUGUCUUGAUGACCUGAAAAAGUUCACCAAUUACUCAGGGGGCUACACGGCCACCCACCCUGUCAUUCAGAUCUUCUGGGAGGUAGUGGAAGGCUUCACAGACGAGGAGAAGCGCAAGCUGCUCAAGUUCGUCACCAGCUGCUCCAGACCCCCUCUGCUCGGCUUUAAGGAGCUGUACCCGGCGUUCUGCGUCCACAACGGCGGCACCGACCUGGACCGGCUUCCCACGGCCAGCACCUGCAUGAACCUGCUCAAGCUGCCCGAGUUCUACAGUCAGCACCAGAUGAGGAACAAGCUGCUCUACGCCAUCGAGUCGUCGUCCGGCUUCGAACUAAGCUGAGGCUACAGCGUGCACUGAAUUUGCUGAGGUUUUUUUUUUUUUUGAGCCCCAAUGGACGGACCGGCCUCGCUUUCAUAGGGCAUAGUCGCUAUUUAAGAAAAGUUGUUUUUUUCCCUUUCAGUUAAAUUCAAAUUAGCUUAUCAGGAAACAAAAACAACGAAUGGUCAUUUUUCCACUGCACAACGCCUACUUUCUGUUGAUGCUUUUGCGCUAGUAUGACAAGUACUCGCCUGAUCACUAAUUGACACUAAUUCAAUCGUAAAGUCGGAAUUCCACAUCAGAUUUUUUUAGGAAAAAACAGGGUAGAAAACUCGGCCAUAGAUAUAAAACAAAGAACUGUCAAGACAGUCAAGAACCCCCCAUACGGAAUCGUUAUAUUUAUCCACCAAAUGGCAUGCUGCAAGAUUUCAGUCUUUAGUUUCUUCUAUUUACGUUAGAACUCCUUCAGCCUGGAGUAUACAUAAAAAAUAAAUUACAUUUUGGUGUGGAAGUGUUGAAAUCCUCCCAAUAUGAACACAAAAGACUGACUUCUACACGGAUUAGCCUUUUGUCGGAUAUCUUAAUGCUAACGCGAAACCUAUUGGGGAAACUCAUACAUAACUCUUUAAGCAAACGAUAUUUGAACACAAAGGGCGCAGAUGGGAAUUGGACAUUCACUAUAAUAGCUGCACUCAUAUUCUUUAUCCUCUGCGAGGAUCAUAGAAGAGCUGUAGUUUAGACUGUACACACAUUCAUGUACAGUAUCUCCAUGUGUCUUUUAAAAAAAUGCUUUUUCUAGGUGGCCCAGGCUGGCAGCCGCAUAAUCAUUCAAUAGAUGCAAAGUUUGACACAAAAAAAAUUUUCAUUCUUUUUAUGUCAUGACUUUCAGAGCAUUUUUUUUCUCAGUACAUAAACUUUUUUUUAAUUGUAAUUUUUAAUUGAAUGUAUUGAUGGCAUUUCCUUUUAUUUCAGUGUGAAAUGAUGAUUUGUAAUUCAAGUGAUUUCAGUUACAAAUUUGGUCACAAUGAUUUAAAUUAAUAUCUAAAGGUGUUCAUUGCAUACUACACAACCAACUAACCAACUAAGACUAAAUAGUGUGGCAAUGUGGGUUUUUUAAGGCAGAUGACCCCUAAACCAAGGCUAAUAAUGCUGAGCAGUGCAAAAGCAACAUUAGCGCUUUGUAGUGUAUAUCUUUUUUUUUCCACCAAAGAUGAAGUGGCAUCACAUAGACUAUAUUAUAAAAAAGGGCAAUACAAGAAUAGAGGGACUGUGAAGUGUGUGCCACAACAGCAUUCGUGAUUUCUUAUAAUAUUCCUAGCGUGUCAUAGCCACAGCAGCGAACGCGGACAAGGUUUUUGUUAAGGCGGAUUUAUUCAGCGGGAUGAUGUAUUUGUGAAUAUGUACAUGUUCUCUCUUGUAUGAUUCAUUAUUUCUUCAGUAUUUGUACAGGUUUCCUUGCUGUGUGUGUGUGAGAGAGAGAGAGAGCGAGAGAGAGAGAGAGAGAGAGAGAUUGUGUCAUGUGGUUAGAAUUGUUCCGCGUAGCGAAAACAGAGUGUAUGGAAAUGAAUAAAUCCACUUUUCUUUUU
Molecule: messenger RNA, 4971 nt
Organism: Hippocampus zosterae (dwarf seahorse)
Lineage: Eukaryota; Metazoa; Chordata; Actinopteri; Syngnathiformes; Syngnathidae
Gene: ube3c
Product: ubiquitin protein ligase E3C
Exons: 24
Coding region: 176-3406 (1076 amino acids)
Biological process (GO): protein polyubiquitination; ubiquitin-dependent protein catabolic process
Molecular function (GO): ubiquitin protein ligase activity
Source: RefSeq, a predicted model, not a curated record